AUGCCCGGACAAAAACGGGGAAGAUUCGAAUCUUCGUCAUCUUGCCGAAAUGGUUGCCCAGCUUGGGCCUCCACCCAAACACUUCUUGCAACAAGUGACUAUGCCUCUAAAUUUUUGGAUGACGACGGUGACUUGAAAGGGGGUUUCGAAAUACCUCCAGUAUCCUUGGAAGGCAUUGAAAAGAAUUUACAGGGUUCUAACAAAAAGCUAUUCCUCCAGUUUAUGCAGAACACGCUCCACUGGGCUCCGGCAGCCAGGUCUACAGAGAAGUCGCAUGAUUUCCGAUCAACGAAAGAUCACAUUUUUCGACAGGAGACGUCCUAA
Molecule: messenger RNA, 324 nt
Organism: Paracoccidioides lutzii Pb01
Exons: 3
Coding region: 1-324 (107 amino acids)
Source: RefSeq, a predicted model, not a curated record